CUUCGCUCCCCAGGCUGCGAGAGAACAUUUAUCACAGUGAGUGCGUUAUUCUCCCAUAAUCGAGCCCACUUCAGAGAGCAAGAGCAGUUCUCCUGUUCAUUCCCUGGCUGUAACAAGCAGUACGACAAAGCCUGCCGACUGAAAAUCCACAUGAGGAGUCAUACAGGUGAAAGGCCUUUUAUCUGCGACUUCGAAGGUUGUGGCUGGUCUUUCACCAGUAUGUCCAAGCUGCUGAGACAUAAAAGGAAACACGAAGAUGAUAGGAGAUUUAUGUGCCCGGUAGAAGGCUGUGGGAAGUCCUUCACAAGAGCAGAACACUUGAAAGGCCACAGUAUAACUCACCUUGGGACAAAACCAUUUGAGUGUCCAGUAGAAGGCUGUUGUGCAAAAUUUUCAGCGCGAAGUAGUCUGUAUAUUCAUUCCAAAAAACAUCUUCAGGAUGUGGACUCAUUAAAGACUCGUUGCCCUAUAUCGAGCUGUAAUAAAUUGUUCACUUCCAAACACAGUAUGAAGACACACAUGGUCAAACAGCAUAACUUCAGCCCAGAUCUCCUAACUCAGCUCGAAGCAACCAGCUCCCUCACACCCAGCAGUGAGCUCACUAGUCCAGGACAGAGCGAUCUCAGCAGCAUAGACCUCGUUUCCCUGUUCUCCAAUGUGUCUAGUAACAAUUCUGGAAUUGCAACAGACAUGGCGCUCGUGAACUCUGGAAUUGUCACGAUUGAUGUUGCUUCAGUGAGCUCAACGCUCGGAGGCAACCUGCCUGUCAGUAACAGCUCUUUAAGCCAGGCAGUCGAUCCCUUGAUACUGGUAGCAAGCAGCGAUAUGCCGCAGAGCCUGGACAGUUCACUCUUGCUGGGAACCAGUGCAACAGUUCUACAGCAAAGCACUUUAAAUUUGGAUGAUGUACAGACUGUCAAUGCAGAAGCCUUGGGUUCGCUGGCGUCUCUUUCGGUGAGGAAUUCCAGUCAAGACGUGCACGGUUUGACGUCCAGCAAUAACUUAACAAUUGACACAGCCACUUUGACUCCUUCUAGUAGCCUUGGUGGUACCAACGUGCCUGAGUUACUAACACCAACGAAAGUCGAACGGAAUGUGCUUCCUAGCUCGGACGUUGUUGGUCAACAAGAGGGCAGCAAAGUAGUGACACAGUUUGUCUUCUCCAACCCUCCAGGGAGCUACAGCGCACAGAAAGAAAUGGAUCUUGGCACAGUGACCAGCAGCUCGGUUUUGGAGAGCAGUGGGUCUGCAAGAACAGACUACAGAGCCAUUCAGUUAGCCAAGAAAAGGAAACAAAAAGGGAAUGGGAGCAGCACAGGGGCCUCUGGCUCUGGUCAGAGGAAAAGCAAAGGUGGUAAAGUAAGCCCUACCAACUUCUCAUCAUCCACUCCUGGCAGUCGACUGGGUGGCAACAUAGUUCUACCGAACGGAGAGCUGACAAUAAGGGACCCUGCCACUGGAGCCCAGUAUGUGCAAAUUCAGCUUCUCCAGGAUGAUUCCCCGGGAGAGGGAGAUUUGCCCUUUCAGCUGAGCUCUCAGUCCUCCUCGUCACAUUCUCAGCUUACGGUGGAUUUACCUGUUCACAUACUGCAGGAACCACACAAUUCCACCGAAGAUGAUGCAGGCUCUGAUAACUCUCAGUUCACUGGAAGCACAAUAAACUUACAGGAUCUGGAAUGACUGUUAAGAACAGUUACUUGAAAACAAAUCGGGCAACCAUGUCUUGUCAGACCGAGAUAACCGUGUGGGUCUUUUUCCAAGGAAAAUACGAAAACUAGGAGUCCUGGAUUAUGGUUGCACUCUUUGCAAUUUGCUAAUGACAGUUGCAGCUGACAGAUUUUCUUAAAAAAAAAAAAAAAAAGUAAAUCCCACUUGAUGUGCCUGUGUAAGAUAC
Apaloderma vittatum (bar-tailed trogon) is the source of this 1894-nucleotide messenger RNA. RefSeq names its product zinc finger protein ZXDC-like. Gene Ontology annotation, biological process: regulation of transcription by RNA polymerase II. Gene Ontology annotation, cellular component: nucleus. Gene Ontology annotation, molecular function: transcription coregulator activity. The annotation marks the transcript as partial. The record is from RefSeq and is a predicted model, not a curated record. The transcript has 9 exons. Lineage: Eukaryota; Metazoa; Chordata; Aves; Trogoniformes; Trogonidae.